Molecule: messenger RNA, 447 nt
Organism: Wallemia mellicola CBS 633.66
Lineage: Eukaryota; Fungi; Basidiomycota; Wallemiomycetes; Wallemiales; Wallemiaceae
Product: G10 protein
Exons: 7
Coding region: 1-447 (148 amino acids)
Biological process (GO): mRNA splicing, via spliceosome
Cellular component (GO): nucleus; spliceosomal complex
Source: RefSeq, a predicted model, not a curated record
AUGCCAAAGAUAAGAACACAGCGCACGAAGCAGCCACCGGAGGGCUUUGAAGCUAUUGAGCAGAUAUUGGAUGACUAUAGCCGCAAAAUGCGUGAUGUUGAAGCAGAAUCUAUCGAUGGCAAGCGUAAGAAUGAAACUUUAUGGCCAAUUAUGAGAAUAUCACAUACUAGAUCGAGGUAUAUCUACGAUCUCUACUACAAGCGCAAGCAAAUAUCGAAAGAACUCUACGAUUGGCUAUUAAAGCAGGGAUACGCCGAUGCGAACUUAAUCGCUAAAUGGAAGAAACAGGGAUACGAGAAGCUUUGCUGCACGCGUUGUAUCCAGAGUAGAGAUAUGAACUACGAAGGAUCUACGUGUAUUUGCAGAGUACCAAAAGCACACCUCAAAGAAGGACAAACGUUUGAAUGCGUUCAUUGCGGCUGCCGUGGCUGCAGUUCAGAGACUUAG